AUGAGUGAAGGAGAACAAAAACAAACUCCACAAUUGAGUCUUGAAGAGACAGAAACAACCACAACACCAACUGAGAACCAACAACACCAAGAAAGUACUACUGUUGUUCAAACUAAACAAAAAGAAAAUGGACCAAAUAAUACACCUUCUAAGAAAAGAUUUGAUGAAGUUGCUCAUUUAAAAAAAGAAAGAACAGUUAUGAAACAACAAUUAGAAGAUCUCAGAAAAGAAAGAAAUGCAUUAAGAUUACAAAUAGAUUCAUUAAAAUCAGAAAAUGAAUAUAUACGUGGAAUGCAUGAGGAAAGUGAAGCUAAAUUACGAGAUAUUUCAACUAAAUGUAAAGAACUUGAUUCACAAUUGUCAGAAAAAUCUAUACAAUGUGAAAAGUUACAGAAACAAGUUGCAAUUAUUGAAAGUGAUAAGAAAGUUGAGAUUGCACAAUAUGAAGCAGAAGUUAGUCAAGUUAAGAAAAGACUUUCAGAAGUAAUGUCUCGUGAUAUUGAACAAUUACGAGCUGAAGCUGAAAAAGCAAAUAAACGAGCACUUGAAGCUGAAGAACGGAUUGAAGAAAACAGAAAAGCAGCUCGAGCAGCAGAAGAAAAAGAAUUAAAAGAAAGAGUAGGAAGAGAAGAAGAAGCUAGAGCUAAAGAAACAUGGAAAGUAAGAGCAUUAGAAGCAGAGAAUGCAUCAACAAAAGCAAAUGAAAAUAAGAAAAAGUUUGAAACAUUAAUAUCUUCUCAAGAGAAACGUAUUCAAGAACUUGAAGCAAUUUUAGAAAGUGAUAAAACUCAAAUUGAACAAAUACAAAGAGAUCUUGAAAAAGAAAAACAAAAAGAAAAGACAGUAAUUAUUAAACAAGAAGAACAACAAAAAGAUUUUGAAGGACUUAAAGAGUUAGAAGUACUUGGAGCUAAAAUUGGUGAAUUACAAAUGGAAAAACGAAUUGUUGUUGAAGAAAAUAAAGAAUUAAAAGAACAAGUUAGUAAAUUAUCUGAACAAUUAAAUGUAUGGAAGAGUGAAACAGUUAAAAAUUAUAUUUUAUAUUUUGGAAGUGUAAAAAGUAAUGAACAAUUAGAAAAAGAAAAACAAGAACAAACUAAAAGAGCAAGUUUUAUGAAUUAUUUAUGGAGGGGAUAUUCAGUUGAUGGAUUACCACAAAAUGUAUCAAAAGAUUUAUCAACAAAAAUGCAUCGAGUAUUAGAAGAAACAUUAUAUCAAAAUGUUAAACAACAAGAUGAAAUUGAUGCAUUAAAGAAAGAAUUAAAUAAUCAAUCAACACAAAUCGUUCAUUUAAAUGAUAAACUUACUGAAAUAGAAAAACAAAAAAUUAUAAAUCCUAAUUCACAAGAGAUAAUUGUUACAGAAGAAAUAUCAAAAAAUCCAUCAGAAACAAUAAAAUUAAAUCAAGUAGUUGCACCUGAACUUCCACCAAAAUCAAGUAAUCCAUAUUUUCCUAAAAGUAAAAUAAGAAAAGAUGAUUAG
This is a messenger RNA of Entamoeba dispar SAW760, 1482 nucleotides long. RefSeq names its product caldesmon, putative. Lineage: Eukaryota; Evosea; Mastigamoebida; Endamoebidae. The transcript is spliced from 2 exons. The record is from RefSeq and is a predicted model, not a curated record. Gene Ontology annotation, biological process: regulation of neurotransmitter receptor transport, endosome to postsynaptic membrane; regulation of modification of synaptic structure; neurotransmitter receptor transport, endosome to postsynaptic membrane. Gene Ontology annotation, cellular component: extrinsic component of postsynaptic early endosome membrane; postsynaptic recycling endosome; glutamatergic synapse. Bases 1 to 1482 code for a protein of 493 amino acids.